This is a messenger RNA of Acipenser ruthenus (sterlet), 2538 nucleotides long. Its product is annotated as hydroperoxide isomerase ALOXE3-like. Gene Ontology annotation, biological process: linoleic acid metabolic process; lipid oxidation. Gene Ontology annotation, molecular function: protein binding; oxidoreductase activity, acting on single donors with incorporation of molecular oxygen, incorporation of two atoms of oxygen; iron ion binding. The transcript has 15 exons. The record is from RefSeq and is a predicted model, not a curated record. NCBI's taxonomy places the organism in Eukaryota, Metazoa, Chordata, Actinopteri, Acipenseriformes, Acipenseridae. Bases 179 to 2176 code for a protein of 665 amino acids.
CACUUCCGUCUCAAUACUCAGUUGCUGAUCCGUGUUCGGUCGCUGCAGUGGGCUUUGAAUAAGGGCGUCAGCUACGAAAUUAAUAAUAAUAAUAAUAAUAAUAAUAAUAAUAAUAAUAAUAAUAAUAAUAAUAAUAAUAAUAAUUUAAAGCCCAGCUCAACUUGAACCCAAACAGGUCAUGGUGCAGUACACUGUCACCCUGGUCACAUCCCACCCCCCCCAGUCUGGGACCUUCAGCACGCCGCUGAUCACUCUUAUUGGGACGGGGGGGACCAGUAAGGAAUUCAAACUGGACAUUCCGCUCCAGAACCUCCGCCCAGGAUCGAGCGCUGUGUUUCACCUCUCUGUCUCCUCUCCUCUGGGGAGGCUGGUUCUGGUCCGGCUGCACACAGAGAGCAGGCUGGGCUUCCCGGAGCUGGCCUGGCACUGCAGGGAGGUGCAGGUGGAGCCCCCUGGUGGACCGGCGCAGCACUUCCCCUGCAGGAAGUGGAUCAGUAGCGUGGGCAGUGUGGAGCUGUGGGAGGGAGCAGCGCGGACGGUGUGUGGGGAGACUCUGGAGCUGCUGAAACAGCACAGGAACUUGGAGCUGCAGAGCAAACAGGAGACUUACAGGUGGCGCACUAUAAGUGAGGGGCUGCCCCACUGCGUGGACAUGACAUCACUGGAGCAGCUCGGACCCGAUUUCAGAUACACACGGAGCGGCCCUGCAUUCAAUGCUCACUACCUGAGGGGGUUUGCACAGCGCUGUGAGUCGUGGAAGAGUUUCGAGGAGAUCGAGACCCUCUUUAUCUUCAACUGCCCCCCUGGCGGAGCUGCCACCGCAGAGUAUGUUCGCUCUCACUGGCAGCUCGACUCAUUCUUUGGAUAUCAGUUCCUGAACGGCUGCAACCCGUAUGUGAUUCACCAGUGCAAGACUCCGCCCCCCAACCUGGCCGUCACUCCCGAGAUGGUCCAGCCAUUCCUCCCAGCAUGCACCUCUCUGCCACAGGAGAUGGAGCGGGGGACUAUAUUCCUGGCGGACUACGAGAUUCUGGAAGGUGUCCCGGCUAACUGUGUGAAUGGGCGGCCACAGCACCUAGCGGCUCCUCUGUGCCUUCUCUACAGGAACCAGCAGGGGGAGCUGCUUCCCAUCGCUAUACAGCUGAAGCAGACCCCCGGCCCUGAUAACCCCGUCUUCCUGCCCUCGGACUCGGAGGCGGACUGGCUUCUCGCUAAGAUCUGGGUGCGAAACUCAGACUUCCAUUGCCACCAGUUAGUGUCACACUACCUGAAGACGCACAUGCUGGGAGAGGCGUACUGCGUGGCAACACUGAGACACCUGCCUGGGGCACACCCGCUACACAAGCUGCUAAUGCCUCACUUGCAGACCACCCUGCAGAUCAACAUUCAGGCCCGGACCUCGAUGCUCGCUAAAGGGGGCGUCUUUGACAAGUCGAUCUCAUGUGGUCUGGAUGGCGUGACUGCUCUUAUCCACAGAGCCAUGCAGCGCUUGCGCUACAGCGCCCUCUGCCUGCCGGAGGACCUACGAGAGCGCGGCGUCGACUCGCUGGACAACAAUUACUUCGCCAGAGACGGUCUCAGAGUGUGGGGAGCUAUACACAGGUUUGUUGAAAGGCUGCUCCAGUUUUUCUACCCCAGUGACAGUGCGGUGCAGCAGGACUCGGAGCUGCAGAGCUGGAUCACAGACCUCUUUCAUCACGCCUUCCUGGGUCUGCAGCAGACAGGUGUUCCCCAGUCCUUCCAGAAGAGGGCAGAGCUGGUGCAGUUCGUUACCAUGGUGAUCUUCAGCUGCUCGGCGCAGCACGCCGCAGUCAACUUCUCUCAGCUGGACUUUGACCUGUGGAUGCCGAACUGUCCCGCCAGCCUCCGCCAGCCCCCCCCCAGCAGCAAGGGGUCCCGCACCCUGCCGGACCUCCUGCAUCACCUCCCCGAGGUCAACUCCACCUGCUCUGUGCUGCUCACCCUGGCCACGCUGUCCCAGCCCUCCAGCGACUAUAUCCCGCUGGGGUUUUACCGGGACCCCCCCUUCAUAGAGGAGACCCCUCGGAAUCUGAUCUCGGAAUUCCAGGCGGAGCUACGGAAUCUGGGGUCGGAGAUCGACGAGCGCAACGCCGGAUUAGAACUUCCGUACAGAUACCUCCGACCGGACCUGAUUGAGAACAGCGUGUCUAUCUGAGCCCGGGGGUGGGGGGAGGGGGGGUGAAGUAAUUUUGAUUAUUAUGAAGUAAUAAUUAUUUUCUUUACUGAGGGUGGAAAAACUGUCCGAAAUAUUCUAAACGAAAAUUCCUGCGCGUGAAGGUGUUCUGCUUCACGCUGUUCAAACACAGGCCUCACCUUGAAAGGUACAUACCAACGUUUAGUUGUGUUGUGAUCCUAGCAUUUUCUGUUAUGAGGGCUGGAAUAAACAGAAACCAAAAACGGUGAGUCGUUUUAUCAUUGCACGAUGCCUCCCUUUUCUAAAACAUUGUGAAGACUUUGUUUAAGUUAAACAUGAGUUUUAAAAAGGGCGUGAUUAAACCACAGUAAUGAUUUGUGAAA